AACUGUGAAACACUGAAGGUUAAUAAUUGAUCUCACUGUUGUCAUACAGCGCUAUUCAUUAUGUAGCUGCUGCGCGUUCAUUAUAACAACAUCUCAGAGGUUCUCAGAUUUGUAGGUUCUUGUCGGUGUUUGGUUCAGAUUUUACCCAGAUAGUUUGUGAACUCAGUUCCUGACGCGGAUUUCUAUAAGCGCUGCUCUGCCAGCUUAUAUUUGGAACUGGAAACUACUAACCAAAUACGAUUAUUUUUACAUUAUUUGGACUGUUUUGUUUAGGAUUGAAACAUGGCGUCGACUGCGGACACUGAGCCCGGCUUAAAUAGUGGGCAAACACCAAAUGCCGAGUCGAUGGUUCCUGCUAGCAUGUUUGCUCCGGCAGGCCGGGGUUGUGGGGAAGACGCCGACGAUGAGUGCUUCGAGGACUGCGAGGCGGUCAACGGCGAGACCGGGGAUCACGGAAUAGACUUCUCUAGCAAGUUGGCCCUCGUCAGCCCCAAUGGAGAGCAGUACGACUCGUUACUGAGGCAGCUCCGGGAGAGAAUGGAUGAGGGCUGUGGCGAGACCAUUUACGUAGUGGGAGUGGGUUCAGACGGAGGGGACUACGGUCUGACUGAGAGCGACAUGGAGGCCUCCGUGGCCACGGUUCAGUCUCUGUGUGAGCAGAUCGAGGCCGAUCUCAUUUUGCUGAGGGAGCGCACUGAAGCCGGCGGCCAGGUGAGAGAUUACCUGAUCCGCCGGCGAGUGGGCGAGGCCGACUUCCUAGAGGUUCGAGUGGCUGUGGUAGGGAACGUGGACGCCGGGAAGAGUACACUCCUGGGCGUGCUGACACACGGCGAACUGGACAACGGUCGAGGCUUUGCCCGGCAGAAGCUCUUCCGACACAAGCACGAGCUGGAGAGUGGUCGCACCAGCAGCGUGGGCAACGACAUCCUCGGCUUCGACCGGCAAGGAGGCGUGGUCAACAAGCCCGAUAGCCACGGCGGCAGCUUGGACUGGACCAAGAUCUGCGAGAAGUCCUCCAAAGUCAUUACCUUCAUCGACCUCGCAGGCCACGAGAAGUAUCUAAAGACCACUGUGUUCGGAAUGACCGGCCACCUGCCUGAUUUCUGCAUGCUCAUGGUUGGCAGUAAUGCAGGUAUUGUUGGCAUGACAAAGGAGCAUCUGGGACUGGCGCUCGCUCUCAAUGUGCCUGUGUUCGUGGUGGUCACCAAAAUAGACAUGUGUCCUGCCAACAUUCUGCAAGAGACACUAAAGUUGCUGCAGAGGCUCCUCAAAUCUCCCGGCUGCAGAAAGAUCCCAGUCCUGGUCCAGAACAAAGAUGAUGUCAUUGUCACAGCAUCUAACUUCAGCUCUGAGAGAAUGUGCCCGAUUUUCCAGAUCUCUAAUGUCACCGGAGAGAACAUGGACCUGCUAAAGAUGUUCCUGAACCUCCUGUCCUCCAGAACGUCCUUUAAAGACGACGAGCCCGCUGAGUUUCAGAUCGAUGACACCUAUUCUGUACCGGGUGUAGGGACUGUAGUAUCAGGAACGACGUUACGGGGAUUGAUACGACUGAACGACACACUGCUGCUUGGGCCGGACCCGCUGGGUGCCUUCAUCCCUAUCACUGUCAAAUCCAUCCAUCGCAAGAGAAUGCCUGUGAAAGAAGUGCGAGGAGGACAGACUGCAUCGUUUGCUCUGAAAAAGAUAAAGCGCUCGUCUAUAAGAAAAGGAAUGGUGAUGGUGUCGCCACGAUUAAAUCCGCAGGCAUCGUGGGAGUUUGAGGCAGAGAUACUGGUCCUUCAUCACCCGACGACCAUCUCGCCCAGAUAUCAGGCCAUGGUGCAUUGUGGGAGCAUUAGGCAGACGGCAACAAUUCUCACCAUGAACCGAGACUGCUUACGAACAGGAGACAAGGCCACAGUUCACUUCCGCUUCAUAAAGACCCCUGAAUACCUGCAUGUGGACCAGAGGCUGGUGUUCCGGGAGGGCAGGACCAAGGCGGUGGGCACUAUAACUAAGCUUCUUCAGUCAACAAAUAAUCAGCCGUCCAAUUCGAAACCACCUCAAAUCAAAAUGCAGUCCACAAAGAAAGUAGCACCUAGGAGAGAGGACGGCCAGCCGCCAGCCGCCGAGGAGGCACCCAGCACCGCACCAGCAGCCUGUACGAUCACAGCACAUCAACCAACAGAGGGCGAGGAAGACCCUCAGACUAAGGAGGGAAACAAAGAGAACAAGCCAAAGUCUGGAGGGAGACGACGAGGAGGUCAGAGGCACAAAUGUAAAAAUCAAACCACCUCCACAGCGACCCCGGCCGGUGCAGUAGGAGGCUGUUAAACCACUUUCUCCACUCCAGCAAGUGAAUUCUGUAGCUUCUAAAAACGUUCAAAUGAGGUCACGCAGUCAGUCAGCUGUCCCAGCCGUUCUGAUUUCUAUUAACGUUCGUUUUGAAAAUGGACCACAGCAAUGUUCCUAAAUCUAGAGCAGAACCAACAUGCAGUGUCUGAGAGGAUUUAAAUUAUGAAAAUGUGUGUUCUUAGAGGUUUACGCUGUAGUUCUUAGUUUUCCCCAGAAUAUUAAGAAAAAGCAGAAACUGCAUGAUGGUUCUUUUUUCUUUUUAAAAGGUGACGACGAUGCGGCCUCGUAUAACAGAAGGAUAAUCAGAGAAGCAUUAAUCAGAGGCCUUUUUCCAUUAAACAUGGCAUUAUGCACAGCCUAAACAACUCCUCCUAAUGUUGUAGAUAGUCUGGUUUUAAAAGAUCUCUUAAUAUUACAGUUUUGUGAUAGUUCAGGCAAGAAUACUAAAUAUGUGGACAACAGUAAUUCAUGCUUCUUCACAAUAAACCUGUUCAGUAAACCCCA
This is a messenger RNA of Trichomycterus rosablanca, 2838 nucleotides long. It is a transcript of the gene gtpbp1, whose product is annotated as GTP binding protein 1. The record is from RefSeq and is a predicted model, not a curated record. Gene Ontology annotation, molecular function: GTPase activity; GTP binding; translation elongation factor activity. The transcript has 13 exons. Gene Ontology annotation, biological process: translational elongation. The coding region runs from base 283 to 2313 and encodes 676 amino acids. Lineage: Eukaryota; Metazoa; Chordata; Actinopteri; Siluriformes; Trichomycteridae.